Haliotis rufescens (red abalone) is the source of this 1859-nucleotide messenger RNA. RefSeq lists its product as uncharacterized. NCBI's taxonomy places the organism in Eukaryota, Metazoa, Mollusca, Gastropoda, Lepetellida, Haliotidae. The record is from RefSeq and is a predicted model, not a curated record. The transcript is spliced from 6 exons. Bases 30 to 1859 code for a protein of 609 amino acids.
UAAUCACGGAAGGCUCUCCAGGAGGGAGGAUGGAACCAUUGCAAGACCAAGACCAAACUGAUCGUGAUGUUGGUCUACUUCUGACAGAAGUUUUAGACGAAAUAGAUAGAGGCCCACAACAGGGGCGACACCCCACUUCUACAUCUUCCACACAACACAACUAUUAUCAGUGUCCAGUGUCCCAGACUAACAUCUCUAAUGCCUCUAAUGUUUCUGUUGGGGAUCUGGCACACAGGGGUUGUCUCUCACAGGAAAACCUCACAACAAGGAUAGACAAUCUGAAAAAGGAAUUUAUUCACGUCCAUGCUCUAGAAGUGGCAGAGGAGUUGCUGAAAAAGAACAGACAUAUUGCCAUCAACGGAGCUCCAGGGGAUGGGAAAACCAGCAUCGCUUUAAUGCUUUGUGAUACAUAUCUAAAGAAAAGUCAUAGCGUAUUGUUCGUAGAAAACGUUGACCACUUUGAUGUUAACCUGAUCAUCAAAAGGAACAAUGAUAUGCUUGUUGUCUUUGACGACAUGUUUGGUUCUGUUACAUUACCGUCAAGUUUAGAAGCUAUCCACAAAGUGUUCAGCGCCCUGGUUGAAUCUCUGUGUGUCUUGAGUGUGUCACAACCAGAUAAAAUUACUUCAGGACAGACAUUCAAGCUUCACUUUCUUUUCACAUCACGAACCAACAACUGGAAUGAGGGAUGUUCAAGACUGCAUCAGUUCAAAGGCAGCCUCUUCAGUUCACAAGUUGUCGUUGAUUUGACAAAAACAGGCCUUUCAGAAAAAGAAAAGGAAUCCAUUCUCACAUCCUUCAUGAGGGGAAAUUCACAUUUCGACAUUUCUCAGGAGGAUAUGAAAGCUAUUACACAGAUACAAAACAGCAUGUUUGGAUUCCCAUUGACCUGUAGACUGUACGUCCAGAACACAGUCUUCCACAUGAAGACUCGAGACUUUUUCCAGCACCCUGUGACCUACUUGAGAGGCGACCUUGACAACAUUGUCAGAGAACAGAGUAGCAGAUCAUUUGCUCUUAUUCUUCUCAUCCUGUGUGGUGGGAAACUGGACCUUGUUUCCUUUCAACUAGGAACUAGAGGAGCCUACACCGCCCUGUUUCAUGCUGUACAGGAGGUGGUGCCAUUGUGUACUCCAACGGACAUUGGUAACGAAAUCAGAAAUUUCAUUGGCUCCUACUGUAGAGUGGAGAAUAAUGUAGCUUCCUUCUCACAUCCAUCCAUCUAUGAUGCGGCAGCAUGUGCCCUUGGUCAGAAUGAAGUUCUGAAAGAACUUGUGCGGCUAGGAGCAAAUCUCAGUCUCACCGACAACAAAGGAUUUACUCAACAACUGACUACCCCACCAAUAACACUGGGAAAUACACAGGACAUGGACCAGUCAAGCCAGUUGAACAUAUCGGGAUCUCAGAGUCAGGUCAGUGUUGAUCCGAAUAGUACUAGCUGGGUCAAGACAUUGUUUGAUCAGAUGCGUCACCUGGCUAGCAUGGUACACUAUGUACAGCAGAAAGUGCAGCGAGUAGACAGCAUUGAUGAUAAACUCACAAUGAUUGAUGGUAAACUGACCUUGCUUGAAAAUAACCUGCAGCAGACCAUCACAAGGGGAACGAUCGGUAGGGAUGUGGAUGAUAUAUAUUACGAUGUAGACUCCCCAUACCAACAACAGAGGGAUAUGAAAGAGGCUGUAGUGGAUCUCAAAGUGAGCUUAAUGAGAGACAACCUCCUGUUUCAUGGUAUACCAGAAAUGAUUGGUGAAGAGCCGAAAGAUAUCAUAAAGGACUUCGUUAAGCGGAAGAUGAAGUGUAACACAGAGAUUAACCUUGUGAGAGUUCAUAGAAUGGGACCACGAGAUGGAACGUUCUAA